AUGAUCAAGCCGAGGACUGACCGCCCCGUCGCUAUUCUAGGCGCUGGAGUCCUUGGUCGCCGCAUCGGAUGUAUUUUUGUCGCAGCUGGCUACAACGUUCACAUUCGUGAUCCGUCAGCGGAAGCCCUCGAUGCUGCUAUCGAAUACAUCCACGCACACAAGGAUGAAUUCUCCCUUCUGCCUCGGACCAGCAAAGAGAAGAAAAACAUUAUACACGCCAAUGGAGUGAAUAGCAAAGCUUCGUUUGGCAUCUGCAAAACAUUCGCCGAUAUUGGGCCGGCUGUCUCAAAUGCAUGGCUUGUUAUCGAAGCUGUUCCUGAGAAGCUCGAUUUGAAAAUCGAGACCUUUGCUGAAGUUGACGCUAAAUCACCCGUGGAUUGUAUCAUUGGGUCGAAUAGCUCGUCGUACAAGUCCAGUUUGAUGGUGACUAAGGUCUCUGCUGCUCGUCAGCAUCGGGUUCUGAAUAUUCAUUUUACUAUGCCUCCUGAUAUUCUGGUUGUGGAAUUGAUGACCUGUGGUCAGACUGAUUGGGAUGUCCUCACUUAUGUCAAGGAUGUACUGGAGGAGUGUGGCGCGGUACCUGUGAUAGCUCGACGAGAGUCGACCGGUUUUAUCUUCAAUCGUCUCUGGGCAGCAGUCAAGCGUGAAAUUCUCCAUAUCCUCUCCGACGGUGUCAGCGACCCUGCCGAAAUUGAUCUUCUGUGGGACCACAUGUUCAGGAACGGGCCAUUGCCUUGUCAGUUGAUGGAUCAAAUUGGAUUGGAUACUGUUGCCUUCAUUGAGGAGAACUAUAUCAAAGAACGUGGCCUUGAGCGCGAGCCUACAGUGGAUUGGUUGAAGAAAGAAUAUCUCGACCAAGGACGCCUCGGCAACAAGAGUGAUAAGGGUGGACUAUACCCGCCGGCAGAGUCUACUGAGACCACAAAGUCUACCGAGAAGGGCAUCUACUUUCUUGACGUUGGUCUCGGUGGCAACGCGCCCGAAAUCUCAAAAGUUAACACAAAUGGCAAAAUCCUGCGACUCAAUCCGAUCACCCACAAAGUCACACCUAUUCUUACUGGAGAGAAUCUGCCUGACGGAAUAGACGUGUCCGAGUCCACCCGACAGAUGUUCUGGACGAACAUGGGUCACAGCCUAGCCGCUCGUGACGGAUCGGUCUGGUCUGCGAACAUGGACGGCAGUGACAAGAAAUGUCUUAUACUAUCAGGAAAGGUCCACACACCAAAACAGCUUGUAGCUUGUGAGGCCAGAAAGCAAGUGUACUUCUGUGAUCGCGAAGGUCUAGGUGUUCACCGCUGUGACUACGAUGGCAAGAAUCACGAGAUCUUGGUCCAACGACAUGCGGAGCCCGGCAGCGCAUUAGCAGAUACGAUGACACUAUGGUGCGUCGGGAUUGCCGUCGAUGCUGAGCGUGGUUUGAUUUAUUGGACUCAGAAGGGGCCUAGCAAAGCAUCACGCGGCCGCAUCUUCUGUGCGGGGAUCGACAUUCCGGCAGGAGAGACGGCAGAUAACAGAACUGAUAUCAGAUGUUUGAUGGAAAACCUUCCUGAGCCGAUCGAUAUUGAACUCGACCAGGCGACUCAGAUGCUCUACUGGACAGACCGUGGCGAGCAUCCCACUGGAUGUGCAGUUUAUCAUGCUUACGUUGGUGGAAACGCUGUGGACUUGCAGAAAACUAUUUUGGCGCGCCACUUCCACGAGCCGAUUGGACUGAAGCUGGACAAAGAGAAUAACGCUGUUAUUGUCGCAGAUCUUGGAGGAAGUUUGUACUCCGUUGCAUUGAAAGACGGACUUAAGACGGAGUUGUUGCGUAAUGAUGGCUGCUACACGGGAAUCACUUUGGUUUAG
Messenger RNA from Penicillium odoratum, 1848 nucleotides. Its product is annotated as 3-hydroxyacyl-CoA dehydrogenase family protein. The transcript is spliced from 2 exons. NCBI's taxonomy places the organism in Eukaryota, Fungi, Ascomycota, Eurotiomycetes, Eurotiales, Aspergillaceae. The record is from RefSeq and is a predicted model, not a curated record. Gene Ontology annotation, biological process: fatty acid metabolic process. The coding region runs from base 1 to 1848 and encodes 615 amino acids. Gene Ontology annotation, molecular function: NAD+ binding; oxidoreductase activity, acting on the CH-OH group of donors, NAD or NADP as acceptor.